Acanthamoeba castellanii str. Neff is the source of this 510-nucleotide messenger RNA. Its product is annotated as CCAATbinding transcription factor (CBF-B/NF-YA) subunit B domain containing protein. The record is from RefSeq and is a predicted model, not a curated record. Gene Ontology annotation, biological process: regulation of transcription by RNA polymerase II. Gene Ontology annotation, molecular function: RNA polymerase II cis-regulatory region sequence-specific DNA binding; DNA-binding transcription factor activity, RNA polymerase II-specific. The transcript has 4 exons. Bases 1 to 510 code for a protein of 169 amino acids. NCBI's taxonomy places the organism in Eukaryota, Discosea, Longamoebia, Acanthamoebidae.
AUGUCCAGAGCCGCAGCCGUCGCGGCCGCAGCGGCGGUCAUGCAGCAGCAGGGCUACAGUUCGGCCGAGGCCCUCCAGUAUGCGUACCAAACCGCUUCGGAUGGUGGAAGCGUCAUUCAGUACCCAUUCGGCAUGGGUCUCGGAUCUCUGCAGUUGGCUCAAAUGGGGUCGCUCCUGCAAGCGGGCCAGCAGUACGCGCUGCUCUCGGGAGCCGAGGACGCCGUCUACGUCAAUCAGAAACAGUUUCAUCGAAUCCUGAAGCGGCGACAAGCACGGAUGAAGCUGGAGGCCAAAUUCAAGAUCAUGCCUCGCAAGGAGUGGCUGCACGACUCCAGGCACAAGCACGCCAAGAACAGGCAGCGUGGGCCUGGUGGACGCUUCCUUAGCAAAGCCGAACGCGACAAGCUCGGGAUGGACGAUGACUACGACGGCGAGGGCUACGGGGAUGAGGGCGGAUCGUCCUCGCCGCCCAACCCCACCUCCCCGGCUCCUAGCAAUUUCGUCGGCUGA